UUUAAAGAAAUUCCUGUCAGAUAUUCAUAUUAUUUGUGCCAUUGAAUAUACAUAAUGGGCAAAUGCCUUAGCUUCACAGCAUCAAGAGAUCGUUUUUACAGAUAUUUUUUCUCCUUUUCUGGGCUUCGUUCUGUAACAACAGAUCUUGAAGAUGGCACCACUAUGCAUUGUUGGAUACCUAAAGUUCAUGAACCAACAAAACCUAACCUUUUUCUUGUGCAUGGAUUUGGUGCCAAUGCAAUGUGGCAAUAUAGUGAUCUCCUAAGACAUUUUACUCCCCAUUUCAAUGUCUACCUUCCUGAUCUCGUCUUUUUUGGUGCCUCGGCCACCACGCGCCCGGAGAGGACAGAGAGUUUUCAGGCAAGAUGUGUGAAGAAGUUGAUGGAGGUGCAUGGUGUGCAUAGAACAAGCCUAGUGGGGAUUAGUUAUGGAGGGUUUGUUGGUUAUAGCGUUGCAGCUCAAUAUCCAGAGGCAGUGGAGAGAUUGGUGUUGUGUUGUGCUGGCGUUUGCUUAGAGGAAAAGGAUAUGAAAGAUGGCUUGUUUCAGGUCUCUGAUUUGGAAGAAGCUGCUAGCAUUUUAUUGCCACAGACACCUGAGAAGCUAAGGGAAUUGAUGCGUUUCUCCUUCUUCAAACCUGUUAAAGUCAUGCCCUCCUACUUCCUUUCUGAUUUUAUUGAUGUGAUGUGCACCGAUUAUGUGAAUGAGAAAAGAGAACUCAUACAAACUAUACUUAAAGAUAGACGACUUUCCGACCUUCCUAAGAUUUCCCAGUCCACAUUAAUUAUUUGGGGAGAACAGGACAGGAUAUUCCCUUUAGAACUGGGUUACAGAUUGCAGAGGCAUAUUGAAGGGAAUGCUGACUUAGUAGUUAUCAGAAAUGCGGGACAUGCAGUCAACUUGGAGAAACCAAAGGAGUUUGCUAAACACUUGAAGGCAUUUCUUGUAGAUAAUCGCUAACCAUUUGACAACAAUUCUACGGCUUGUGGCGGAUUCAGAAUUUAGACGCUGUGGAUUUUGUAUUAUAAAAUGUACAUUCAACUCUAUUAUUUGUACUUGUUUCUUGCACAUAUAUGUAUAAUUCAACCCUGAAAUAUUGAGUUCAGCCAACCCAUUGUUGAAUCCGCCAUUAUCUGCAACCAACAGAUAAUCAUCAGAAGUUUUAAAAGGAGAAAUAGAAAAGAACAAGACUGAUGUAAGAGUAAAACUUGGGAUUGAUGUACAUUGUACAAUUGAACUGCACAUUUGUGCCAUAAAAUUAUCUUA
Messenger RNA from Nicotiana attenuata, 1263 nucleotides. Its product is annotated as monoacylglycerol lipase ABHD6. The record is from RefSeq and is a predicted model, not a curated record. Lineage: Eukaryota; Viridiplantae; Streptophyta; Magnoliopsida; Solanales; Solanaceae. The coding region runs from base 55 to 957 and encodes 300 amino acids. The transcript is spliced from 5 exons.